Molecule: messenger RNA, 3925 nt
Organism: Parasteatoda tepidariorum (common house spider)
Lineage: Eukaryota; Metazoa; Arthropoda; Arachnida; Araneae; Theridiidae
Molecular function (GO): protein binding
Source: RefSeq, a predicted model, not a curated record
ACAGUUAUUUAAACUUUUCAGUUUGUUUUCGAACGCCAUCACCAGAACAGUUUCGAGCGGGCCCCGAAAUAUCGUAGCGGAAACUGACCCAAUCUUUUGGUGUGAAAAACUUUUAGCCAAACAUUUACGAGCAGCCGGUGUACGUGGAAAGUUGGACGCAAAAGUUGUGUUAAAAUAGGUUGUGUUCAAUGGGAUGUUUUGUAGCUUUGUCCUUAGUUUUUUUGUUGUGUGUGUGAAAAUUUGUUGAUGAAAACAAAAUGCUCUAACAAUGAUAUAUAAUAUAUUGUAGUUGAAAUACUCGUCAGUUAAGUAACUCAUGGCCCAAUUAAAUCGGCAAUCUUUGGAUUAUAGUGCUCAGGUGGCUGAUCCUUUAGAGACAAAUUAUGCUGCUGCAUCUGCUAAUUCCCAACAAUGCUCAAGUUGCCCAAAUCCACAAGGGGAUUCACUCUCAAUGCAACAGUCUGUAGGACUACCAUCACCAGAUAACAAUGGGACUACUGAUCAAAAACCAGCACUUCCUCCAAAACCUUUUUAUGGACCACCAAUUUACAGAGAACCACCCAACCCUCCAAAUCAUGAUGUCCCCAAUCAUCAUCAUCACCCAGAUAUUUGCAUGAACACAUCUACACCACCACGCCCAUCGGAUCCAUUACCUUAUAUGCAUCAUGCUCACCAUUCUGAAAGACCAGAUCGACCUGGUUCUCGAACACAUGCUUGGGUGCAAGAACAUAAGACUUCUGGAAAACUUGUUGGUGAAAAAUGGUCUUCCCUUCAAAGGAAACUCCGAUCUUUUCUAACACAAUCUACUUCUAGUAAAGAGCUUACUGAGUUAGAAAAGGGACCAAAUGAUGAGGAAAAACCUAGAAUUGAGGAGUCUCAGGAAUAUAGUAUGCCUGGGUUUAAUGCAAAUCCUUCUUCAGUUGCUGACCAACGUUUAAGUUACAUAUCUUCUUCUUCAUUCAGUGGGAAUAGUGUUGCACUUAGCCUUUCUCAACCUGUUACUCAUAUGCAUCACUGUAGACCAUAUCAAGUUGAAAGACACCCUUUUGCAGCUUCAACCAAUGUUUCUGAACAUGAACAUGACCAUGAAGAAGCUACUGAUCCAGAUCAGUUACGUGAUACAUGCAGCAAAUUUUUUGCUCGAGAACAGAGAAUUAGCUGGUCAAAUUAUCUUAGUCCAAGAAACUGCUAUUCUAACAACAUCAAAUCAUCUUAUGAUUAUGAUAAGUUAGUGCCAAAAGAAGUUAUUGGGCGACCUUCCCAGGAAAAAAGGCCUGAAGUACCAGUUAAUCCUGAGGCUAUUUAUGGAGGUAUAGCUCCUUUUCCUAGUUUUAGUAGAACUCAUGACUCUGUAUCACAACCAUCUCAAUCACAGCAACCUGAUUUGCAAUCAGGAGUUGCAAGUGGAGCUUGCUAUGCCAAAUCAGUACACAACACAAAUGAAGAGAGUUCUAUACCAGCUCCUUCCAAUGAAGUUAAAGUGCCAAAUAAAAGUAAUGAAACUGUAUCUCCUGAUAAUUUGCAGCUUAAUUCUACAGAUUGUGGUGAUAGUGCUGAAGUGUACAAAUCUUCUUCUGAAUCAGGUAGAGGUACAAUGCACAGUAGUAUGCAUGGCUCCAAAAGUGUUGUUUCUCCUCACAGUAGUGGUGUUAGUGUUGCAAGCAAUUUAGAUACCAGUCUGGAUUCUGAUCACAGUGUCAAUGGUGGUAUCUGGGAUCAACAAGCUCGUGAAUGUCAGGAUAAACACUAUACUAAGGAUUGUCAAGUUAGUAAAGUUAGGCAUGUAUAUGAGACGCCAAAUACAUCUAUGACUUGUAGACAGACUAAUGAAAAAGAUGAGCAGAAUGAUGUAUCUAGUGAAAGUCUUUAUGAUAAUCCCUCUCAUCAAGCUGUUUCCCUUGCUGCUUCACCUCUUGCAAGUGCAGAAAAUUCUCCAAAAUUACCAUCAAGAUCCAAGUAUAAAUUUUCAAUGAGUGCGUCAGCUUUAAAUAGUUGCAAGAAGUCAAUUGAUCAUCAGCAGAAAACCACAGACACAGCAGUAAAAACCUCUGGUAAAAAGACAAGUAUGCGUAGAUCUACCAGCUCUAAUCAAGUUAAUUGUCGCCAUCGCAGUGGUAAAAGUUCUCAGUUCAGCAAAUCCACUUUUGGUGGCCAUAGGUUAGGCAUUGCCCAUGGCAAUUACAGUCCGAAAAAAUGCAGCAGUUCUCCUCCAUCCACGCAUCAUUCUAGAAAUCAAUUAGUUUCAGUUUUUCCAUGUUACCUUGAUAACGGUGACCCAGAACUUACAUCCAAUACAACUGGUCUUGAUAUGGAAAGUUUAUUAGAUGAUGAAGAGGAUUACAGUAGUGAUCUUAGUGCCACAGCAAGUACUCUGGAACCAACUGAAGUGUCAAUGAUCAGAAAACAGCUUGAAGGCUUGGAGACAAUGUAUUCUGAGAUCUUACACCUUUUGGGUGUAAAAAACUCAUGUAAAGCCAAUCCAUUUGCUGCUUCAAUAGAAACAUCACGUCAUUCUAGACACAAAUUAAACGGUAGCCUCUCAUCAUUAACAGGACCUAGUUCUACUAGUCGCGGAAAUCAUAGUUUUAUGGAAAAGAGGAGUGCAUCGGAGAAAAGGCGUACAAGAGAAUGCAGGACAAGUUCUGCUGGUAAACGUCUUCAAAGAUUAGAGAGUCAUGUUGUUACUUUAGCUAGAAGUGUAGCUCACCUUUCUUCUGAAAUGAGAACUCAACAUGUUCUUGUUCAGGAGCUAGAAAAUAUGCGGCAAGAUGUGACAUGGGUUCAAGAACGAUUGCGAUUGAUGCAACUUGCUCAAGGAUGUCAUCCAAAUAAUGGUGGGGGAAGGAAUCCAGCUAUUGCAGCACCAAGAGCUUGGGAUAAUUUUCAUAAAGAGGUUAUAGAAUUGCUGAACCCUUGCAGAGCAAAAAAAUUGACUAAAUUUUUUGGUGAUGAGCCACCUCUAAUUAGGCAGUUUCUAAAGCGGUUAGGAUAUGAGAAAUAUGCUACAAACUUUGAAACUGAAAAAAUAGGAAUAAAGGAAUUACCAUACUUAACUGAAGAACGUUUGCAAAAGAUGGGAAUUCCUAUGGGACCUCGUAUUAGAAUUCUACAAGAAGCCAUAUCUUGUUAUCCACAAAAUCAAUAUAAAGUGUAUAUUGUUUAAUCUAUAUAAGCUGUCUCAACUUUUUAUUAUAAAAGUUACUGUUCAGCAUUUUUGUUUUUAAGGCUCAUGAAAUCCAUUUUCAAGAUUACAACAUGAUUUUGUGUAAGGAUAAUUCACAAAGAGUGAAACCCUUAUUUUUAAUAUGUUUUCUCAUUUAUCUAAAUCUUAAUCUCAGAAAUAUAUUACACCAGUUUUUUUUUUUUUCAUUUUGUUAAAUCAAUGUCUAAUAAAUUUUGUUUUCUAAUUUUUUUAUGACUGGAGCUCAUAGCAGUGAAUUUAAGUUCUAUUUGUAUAUAAAUAAACUUUAUUGUAAUAUUUUUUCUGUUUUUCUAUUUGUAAAUGUCACUUGUUUUUAAACCGUUUUUGUACUGUACAUAUUGUUUGAAAUUUUUCUCUUAUACAAAAAAUAUUAAAACCUUUGUGAUUUUUUUUACACCAAAUAGGUUUCCAAAUAUUUCUUUAUACAGUUGUUUUGUCUAUCAUUUGUAUAUUUCAUUCCAUAAAUGUUGUAAAAUGUAAUUGUACUUAUAAAAUGCAUGCAUUGUGAUAAUGAACAAUUUUUUUCUACUUAAUUUUUCUACUCCUCAUUUGUUGUAAAAUGUUGUUUCAUUAUAAUUUUUACCUAUUCAAUCUCAUAACUACUUACAAAAAGUAGCAUCAUGUUUUUAUUUGAAUGUUGAAUAUACUUUUCUUGUAUUAUGUUGAAAAUUUUAUAUGUAUUUUUUUACAACAAAUAAUAAAACUGAAAAUUUUUCUUUUUGA